Messenger RNA from Styela clava, 1372 nucleotides. The record is from RefSeq and is a predicted model, not a curated record. NCBI's taxonomy places the organism in Eukaryota, Metazoa, Chordata, Ascidiacea, Stolidobranchia, Styelidae.
UGUUGACAAGGGCCACACUAGAUAGCUUUGCGGUCACUAAAUAGCUUUUCCUGUUGCAAACCGCUGGUCUAAACCAAACAAGAAAAAAUACCGUUUUCAACAGACCAGUAGGUCGUUUCAUAUCAGUGGUUGCUUUUACAAAGUGUUGUUUUGAAGCAAACUUGCUAUAAACUUCGGUAACUAAAAAAUGACUGCCAACAGAUAUCGGAUUUAUUAGUUUGCCCUAAGUUUUCAUCGAAUACCAGAAUGCAGAAAACACUUUAAAGUAAUAUUCCCUGUUUAAUUUCAGGUUGUAUAUACAGCAUUGGUGGUUACACCAACCAAGUAGAAAGAUUUGACCCAACAUCAUCAACUUGGUCAUUUGUUGCAUCCAUGAAUGAAGCAAAGGGAUGGGUCGCAGCUGUUGAAAAUGAAGGAAAUAUAUAUGUUCUAGGUGGAGAGACGAACAAUCACUUGACAACUGUUGUUGAACGCUAUGAUAUUUCAACAAACGUGUGGUCUAUGGUAACUCCCAUGUUAACUGAACGUAGCUUGUUCAAUGCUUUUGUGAUUGAUACAAAUAUUUACGCAGUUGGAGGAAUGUAUAGUUCAGGAAGCAUGGAAAAGUUUGAUUUCAAGAAGAAUCAAUGGGAGAUGAUUGACAUGAAGAACAUGAAACUGAGUAUACUCGAUGCAGUGAAAAUUAAUUUGAAGUGAUUUGAUUGUAUAUGACAGAGAAUAGUCAGUUACCAUUUAAGGACAUACUUGUAGUUUAUGUUUGUAUUCUUACUAAUAUGAAAUUGUAUGAUAGAUAUUUGACAUUCGAUGGGUACUUGUGUUACCAGUGAGUGAACUUUGUAUACUUCUAUAAUGAAUUCCUGCAUUACUUACUGUCAUUAAAUAGUUUUCUUCAUUUCCCAGCAACAUUAACUCACUGGACAAAGAUAAAGAUAUGUUUACAACUGAUGCUGAGAAAAUUUUUUUUAAAUGUUUGAUUGUAUUCAACACCUUUUGUAUCAUUUCUGAGAGAAUUUCAUUCAUAACACGGUUGCGUAGUCGCAGAAAAUUUUGGCCUAUUAAAAAAACUAGCCUUGGGGUUGAUGGACCUUUCGAAUCUUGCUCUCAGCGGCAGGAAAACAGAGUUUAUGAACCUUCUUACAUUGGCUCAGACUCCAUAAUCCUGAUUUAGCUUACUUACCAUUGAAAAUUAAUUUUUGGCAAAUUGGAGAAUGUGGAAUAUGAUGUCCUUGUUACGUGGAAUUUGGCACGAAUAUUAUAUGUCGUUGGAAACGAGUGUUUGAAUAGCUAGUUGCAAUGAAAAGUUAUUAUUUCCAUUCAGUUUUCAUGCCAUUGAAUAUUAUCUAGGUAUGAAAUAUUGUUCUUUGUGUUCUUC